Messenger RNA from Heteronotia binoei (common prickly gecko), 3004 nucleotides. Its product is annotated as zinc finger protein ZFP2-like. Gene Ontology annotation, cellular component: nucleus. Lineage: Eukaryota; Metazoa; Chordata; Lepidosauria; Squamata; Gekkonidae. Gene Ontology annotation, molecular function: DNA-binding transcription factor activity; RNA polymerase II cis-regulatory region sequence-specific DNA binding. The transcript has 6 exons. The record is from RefSeq and is a predicted model, not a curated record. Bases 181 to 2286 code for a protein of 701 amino acids. Gene Ontology annotation, biological process: regulation of transcription by RNA polymerase II.
GGGUUUGCUUCUGAAAGGCGAAAGGGAACAACAGGACCGCAGAGAAGGGACAGCAGGGAAAAGCCGUGCAGAAGCCGGAUCCCGGGAAGGUCUUCCUCCACUAGAAGGAGAAGCCUGCCUUCAUAGGCAAGCAAAUAAAGGCAUCUGUUCACAGAGGUGACUUAAGAGAAGGGGAAGGAGAUGGAAGAGCAGGACCCAGAAAGACCUGGAAGUGGCAUGACAGCAAGGAAAAGCUCCAGUCCCCUCCAACCUGAAAGUGGUGUUGAUUUCUGGGAAAGAGCUGUGCCAGAGAUCUUGGCUAAGGACAUCAAAACCUCAGAUGUACAUUGCCAACACUUCCGGCAGUUCUGCUACCAUGAGGCUUGUGGGCCCCGAGAGUUUUGCAGCCAGCUUCAUGGACUUUGCAGUCACUGGCUGAAGCCAGAGAGGCACACCAAAAAGCAGAUUGUGGACCUGGUGAUCCUGGAGCAGUUUCUGGCCCUCCUGCCUGAGGAAAUGCAGUGCUGGGUCAGAGAAUGUAGGCCAGAGACCAGUUGCCAGGCGGUGGCCCUGGCUGAAGGCUUCCUUCUGAGUCAGGCAGAGGAGAAGAGGCAGGCAGAACAGAUGCAGGCGAUAUCUGUGAAGACAGAAGCAACAUUCCCUGAAGCAGAAGUAGCUUUCUUCGAGCAAGGACUGAGUGCGGAGGUCAUGGAGCAUGCCCAAGAUGCCCUCACCUGUGUAACAGGCAGUGAAGAGAUGCUGUUGGGCUGUCAUCUUUUUAGAGGUGUGGAAGCGGCUGCUGCACCUCCAGUCCAGUGUCCCUUUUCCUUUGAGGAGGUGUCCAUCCAUUUCACAGAGGCAGAAUGGGCCCUGCUGAAUCUGGGACAAAGAGCUCUCUACAGGGAAGUCAUGCUGGAAAACUAUGGGAACGUGGCCUUUCUGGCAGAGGAUAAUCAGAGGAAUGCGGAGGGUGAGGAACUUCAUCAGGAAAUGCCAGAUAUAAUUAAAAAUGAAGACUUGAAAGAAAAUGUCAGCAAGCAAGGCAGAACUAAGAAAAAGAAAGGCAGCCAUAUGGUUGAGAAGAGAGAGGGAAUACAAUGUAAUAUAUAUUUUCCAAAGCACAGGAUAAUGAAGGCAAUUAAAUUCAUUCAGUGUGGAAAGUACUUCAGAAUUAGAUCACAGACCCUUGUGCCCCAAAGAAUACACAGAGGUGAGAAACCUUUUGAAUGCUCAGAGUGUGGAAAGAGAUUCAGUGAAAGGGGGAGUCUUCAAAAGCAUCGAAGAACCCAUACAAGGGAAAAGCCUUUUGAAUGCUCAGCGUGUAGAAAGAAAUUCAGUGAGAGGGGGAGUCUUCGAAAGCAUCAAAGAACCCACACAGGGGAGAAACCUUUUGAAUGCUUAGUGUGUGGAAAGAGAUUCAAUGAGAGGGGGAGUCUUCGAAAGCAUCAAAGAACCCACACAGGGGAGAAACCUUUUGAAUGCUUAAUGUGUCAAAAGAGAUUCAAUGAGAGGGGGAGUCUUCGAAAGCAUCAAAGAACCCACACAGGGGAGAAACCUUUUGAAUGCUCAGAGUGUGGAAUAAGAUUCAGUGAGAAGGGCACUCUUCAGAAGCAUAAAAGAAUCCACACAGGGGAGAAACCUUUUGAAUGUUCAGAGUGCGGAAAGAGAUUCAGUCGGAGUGGCAAUCUUCAACAGCAUCAAAGAACUCAUACAGGGGAAAAACCUUUUGAAUGCUCAAUGUGUGGAAAGAGAUUCAGUCAGAGAGGCAAUCUUCAACUGCAUCAAAGAACUCAUACAGGGGAGAAACCUUUUGAAUGCUCAGAUUGUGGAAAGAGAUUCCGUGGGACUAGCAUUCUUCAGCAGCAUCAGAGAAUCCACACAGGGGAGAGACCUUUUGAAUGCUCUGAGUGUGGAAAGAGAUUCAGUGAGAGGGGGAAAAUUCAAAGGCAUCAGAGAACCCACACAGGGGAGAAACCUUUUGAAUGUUCAGAGUGUGGAAAGAGAUUCAGUCAGAGUGGCAGUCUUCAAGAGCAUCAAAGAACCCAUACAGGAGAAAAACCUUUUGAAUGUUUGUGGUGUGGAAAGAGAUUCAGUCAGAGUGGCAAUCUUCAACAGCAUCAAAGAACCCACACAGGGGAGAAAUCUUUGGAAUGCUCAGAGUGUGGAAAGAGAUUCAGUGAGAGGGGGGGUCUUCAAAAGCAUCAGAUAACCCACACAGGGGAGAAACCUUUUGAAUGCUCAGAGUGUGGAAAGAGAUUCAGUAGAAGUGACAAUCUUCAGCAGCAUCAAAAAACCCACACUGGAUAAAAAGCUUUUGAAUGUUUGCUGCGUGGAAGAGAUUUCAGUGAGAGGGGGGAAAUUCAAAAGCAUGUCUUUUUUCAAUCCUGUAUAAAGUUCUGAAUAAAUCCUCUUGCAGACUCAUGAGACUCAAACCUGGGACCAUGAACUGAUCCCUAUGAUUGAACCCAACCCAGUUUGCCCCCUUUCACAAUGUGGUUCACGAGCCAGAGUGUUGGGUUAUUAUGAUUUGGUAGAUCUGGGUUUAAACCUGCAGUAGGCUCAGAAGUUCUUUGAUGCCAUUUAGCCUGUCAUGUUUUCAGGCUAGAAGACCUUGCAAGGUACUUUUAAGAAUUAAAUUUUUGGGGGGUGGGGAGGGCUUCUUCAAAGAGAUGUGUUUUAUAAGUGCAGAAAUCUCAGGGCUUCUGUAUUAAUUUAUUUCCAGCAAGAACUUAAUGGAUGUAUAUUACUUCCCCCCACCUCUUACAUAUUUCCCUUUCUUGAAAAACACCAUAACACCACCUCUUUUUAUACUUCUUUCUUCCCACCCCACAGCCAACUCAUAUUUUUCUGCCCUUCUGUCUUCAGCUUUCCCUCUCUCCCCCUCUGCAUCCUCUACCUAGGAAAACUCUGGCCAAGUUCUGUGAUGCCAGCCACUGGGACAAAAGGAAAAAAAGCCAUGAAGCUCUGUGUUUAAAUUACCCUCAUCCACUGAUGUGUUGAAUAAAGUAUUAUACAAAUAAAGAAA